UCUUACAAUCGUCUUUAUUACGGGUAUUACAAAAGGAACUGAAGCGACGAUUUCGUGUUACCAUUGCAACAGUCACGCCGGCAUGGCGUGCGGGUUAACGGCCGGGUGGAAUGUUUCCGAUUUGGAAAAAGAUGUGAAACCCUGCCCGGAUGGAUUCUGUUACAAAUACGAAAAGAGCGAGACAUUUGCAGGAAAGGCAUUCGGAGUGGAGCGCGGUUGUGGUCGAGUAUCGUGCUACGCGCUUCCCUAUCAAGGAAAUAUUUCGGAAUUAUGCGAGGUGGGCGCGGAUAACACCCGGAAAGGCAAGAAUGUUCCCACUGGACCGCCGUUUAAUCAGCAGUAUACCUUUAUCAAUGAGCAUCACACUCAGACCGGACGACUGCAAUACUGCGAUAGCGACCGGUGUAACAGUCAGCCCACACAUUUCGCGGUGGAUACGGAACUCGAAGCCGAGGCUCGCGCACCCUACUACUGUGUUGCGUGCAAAGGUCCGGUGAAUGGCUCGUGUGGUGUUUUGGGCGCCAGUGAGGAAGCGAUGCCCACUGAUCCUUAUCCAUGUCAUUACGGCUAUUGCUUUACUUACGUUUGGGCUGAAGGCAAUAAAAAUGUGCCGACGGUAUGGCGUGGUUGUGGACCCUUGGCAUGCAAGCAUGUCCCCGGUGCAGUGGGAUCGAUCGGCCUAUGUGAUGACGCCGAUAAGCUGCAACCGGUCGACACCAGCAAUGGGGAUCCUUUUAACAAGAUCCGCUCCUUCUCGGCUCGCCAAGAGCCCACCUGGAAACUGCGAGCCGGCUCGGUGCAGUACUGCAAAGCCGGCAAUCUGUGCAAUUACCAGUCGGUUCGCAGUUUCCCCUUGAAGAACUUGUAUCAGCAUCGCACGCCAACAGUGCAAGAAGUGUUGAAUAACCUGAUGCUGCCGGACGGCUUACCUUUCGGAAACACCGAACCAUCAAGAACCGAAGCUACGCAGAUGUUUCACACAAUGGAUAAGAACGGCGACGGGGUUUUGGAGGAGGCGGAAUUCAGCAGCGGCGUCCGCUGUACACUCGGCUGAGACAGCUAAUUACGGGCGUUUGCUACUUUUUGUAAUUGUUCUUUCGUAGACUGCCACGCAACAGGCCUUGUCUGGCAAAAUUUUUCUAGAGUUUCAUGUGAAAUUGCAUUAGUAAAUCUAGAGCA
Messenger RNA from Paramacrobiotus metropolitanus, 1179 nucleotides. RefSeq lists its product as uncharacterized. The coding region runs from base 83 to 1054 and encodes 323 amino acids. Lineage: Eukaryota; Metazoa; Tardigrada; Eutardigrada; Parachela; Macrobiotidae. The transcript has 7 exons. Gene Ontology annotation, molecular function: calcium ion binding. The record is from RefSeq and is a predicted model, not a curated record.